GAUGAAGGAAGCAGUGGCGAAUGGUACCCACGCCUCUUUCUGCACAGACAGCCAAUGUGUCUCCCUGCAUCCCAGAGGCAUGGAGUCGGCGGCAGUGGCUCCUGCAGCCCCCAAGGUGCCGAGGCUUGCCCAGGCCAUGCUGGCCUUUGUGGCUGUGACCUUGGCCUUCUUCCUCGUGGCUCUCUUUGUGGUCGUUCUACAGCGCUCAGGAACUGAAGAUCCUUCACUCCAACUCUUUCAAGCUGCAGCUGGGGGAGACAACACCACCAGCUCUGGGGACCCAGAGAGUCUCCACCCUUCUAGGGUGGCAGAAGUGCAAGAGGCUCUCCAAAUGUUGAAAGUUCAGGUGGAAAACACCAGCACCUGGAGUGUGGAGAUCCAGAUGUUGAAGUGCAGUGUGGACAAUGUCAGCUCUCAGAUCCAGAUGCUCAGCGGCCACCUGGAACACGCCAAUGCCGACAUCCAGAUGAUUCCAGUGUUAAAUGAGAACUUGAAAAAUGCCAAUAAAGAGAUACAGGUCUUAAAACGAGGCCUGCAGGACGGCGCAGCCUUGAAGACCCAGGUCCGCACCUUGGGGGGCAGCCUGCAGAAGGCCAGUGCCGACAUCCAGAGGCUCCAAGGUGACUUACGGAGCACCAGGACUCUCACUGCCCAAAUCCAGGAGAAGCAGAACGAACUGGAGACGCUGCGCUCGGGCUUUGCUUCCCAGGAGCAGCUGCAAAGGACGCAGAAUGAACUGCUCAAGCUGAUCCUGAACGGCUGGAAGGUCUACAACAGACAUUUGUAUUACUUUUCCGAUGAUAAGAAGUCUUGGCAUGGGGCUGAGCAGUUCUGCGUGUCCCAGGGAGCCCACCUGGCAUCGGUGACAUCUGCAGGGGAGCAGAAAUUUCUGACCAUGUCUACGAGUGCCUCUUACCACUGGAUUGGCCUCACGGACAGGGGCCGUGAGGGUUCCUGGCGCUGGGUGGAUGGGACACCAUUCAAUGCUGCCCAGAGUACAGGGUUUUGGGAUCCGAAUCAGCCGGACAACUGGCAGCAUAAGAAUGGGCAGACCGAGGAUUGUGUCCAUGUGGAGCAGAAGUGGAAUGACAUGGACUGUGGUGCAACCUACCAAUGGGUCUGCAAGAAGCCCGUGGCUCAGGGGCUGGCCUAAGCACAGACUGGAGACGAGGGGUCUUCUUCCAAGAUGCCUUGGCACCCCCCGGACUCAACUGGUUCUCUGGGGCCUUCCACUUCUCUUUGUGUUUCCUGCCUGGCAGCCCCUUGGCCUCCCUUUCGCCCAGGCCAGUCACACAGCAGGUCCUCAAUAAACACUUGUUGAAUGAA
Messenger RNA from Echinops telfairi (small Madagascar hedgehog), 1326 nucleotides. Its product is annotated as C-type lectin domain family 4 member F. The coding region runs from base 2 to 1153 and encodes 383 amino acids. The transcript is spliced from 8 exons. Lineage: Eukaryota; Metazoa; Chordata; Mammalia; Afrosoricida; Tenrecidae. The record is from RefSeq and is a predicted model, not a curated record.